Molecule: messenger RNA, 1170 nt
Organism: Onychomys torridus (southern grasshopper mouse)
Lineage: Eukaryota; Metazoa; Chordata; Mammalia; Rodentia; Cricetidae
Product: putative protein FAM47D
Exons: 1
Source: RefSeq, a predicted model, not a curated record
AUGGGGGACCAGAGGCUGCCAGAGAACCAUCCUGAUUGGGUACCCAGGUACAGGCAUGUCUUGAAGCACAAGAAGGAGAAACUGAUAUUUCCUCCUUUCAUGGAGGGCCGUCACCACCUGUUUUCUCAUGAAAAACUGGAAGACUUUAAAAGAGACUAUCAGGCAUGUGAAGAGAUACUGUCACAAACCAUCUGGCGGACCUUUUCACCAAGAAUUUCUCACGAAAUACCCAAUACUGUCACCAAUAAGAGCCAGAGAAAGCCACCCCAGGAUUUGGAAUUGUUUUGUUCAAUGUCAGUGGAUCAGCAAGGAAGCAGAAGGACCCAAUACAAGCUGGAUCGUUUGUCUCAGAUGAAAGGUGAUGCUGAAGAACAUUUCAUAGAUUUCUUGAAGAUGCCAAAAUAUGGCUGGAAUCUGCAUAAGUGGCCUCACUUGGAAAAUCAAAGGGAAGCAAAUAAGAAGAGCAAGCAUGGGAAACACCUUCAUAGAAAAUUCAACCUUGGGAAUCCAGAGAAUUUCAGGUCAUGUCAAAGAAAUUUACUUCCUAGAAACACAUCCACAAACAAGAAUUUGCUUGACUCUCUUAAUUAUAGAUACACACAAAGAGGGAGUGAUGGUAUCUAUGAAUGGAAUGAAGCACUGGGAAACUUGGAUGCAUUGCAAGAAUUCGAUAUGGACCAUGCUUACCAAUCAACUUACAAGGACUCUGCAGACAAGAAAAUCUGUCAUCUGCCUUCCAAGCUCAAGUACUUCAGAGGGUUAAGCAAAGAAAAGGACAUCAGAUUCUCCAAACAGGCAUCAAUAUUUGAGAUGAAACACCAAAAUCUACAUGAUCCUUGUAAGUCCACCAAGGAGAAGUUUAAAUAUGGGUCACCAUAUCAGAUACCCAAUCAGUUGAAAGCACUAGCCAGUGAGGAGCCUGUAACUGACCCCAAGAGUUUGCUUCGAUUUCAAGGUAGAAGCUUUUGCAAAGCAAAUGUACUUGAAAACAUCUAUGGAAUAAUUGCCUUUAAGGACUUCAUUAUACGCAAGGGCUAUGAUAUGCCAGGCAUACUCAGGAAGUUUUUUAUGAAGAAAGGAUGGAACUACAACUCUGUUAAUACUCCUCUACCAAGCAUAUUAAAAAAUCAUGAACUGAUAAUGCAAAAAGAGGAUGAUGAAGAUGAUGAG